Molecule: messenger RNA, 1166 nt
Organism: Lucilia sericata (common green bottle fly)
Lineage: Eukaryota; Metazoa; Arthropoda; Insecta; Diptera; Calliphoridae
Exons: 2
Coding region: 72-1034 (320 amino acids)
Source: RefSeq, a predicted model, not a curated record
CAAAACAAACACAUGUGCGCGUCAAUGUUUUCUAUUGCCGAUUUAGAAAAUUAUUUUUAUUAGAAAUAAAUAUGAGUUUAGCUAAAAUAAAAGCAAAAGAAACAAAAGGUAAACAAAAACUUUUGCCAAAAUUAAAAGCCAUACUUGCAAAUCCCAACAAAACGAAAUGUCCUAUAUUAGAUGAACAUGAACUGCUUACACUCAAAUCUUUAAUACAAAAUGCCAUCAAAGAAAGUAAACUGGAACCUAGAUCUUUUGCCACCCAGAAAGGUAUAUGUUUGGGUUUGGAAAGCUCCCUGCGACAAAUCAACAAUCAAACCAGUAGCUGUGUCUUUAUAUCUUUGAGUAUCAAACCAAAUUAUAUUAUAAGUUUAAUAGCCAGAAAUGCAGAAACUAAAGAUGAAACUCAACCUGUGUAUGCACAACCCAAAUUGGAAAAUUUUAUAGAGGAAUUAUUUGGUAUACAAGCUUUGUGUAUGGUGUUUCCCAAGAAUUUGUUGGCAAUUAGUGAAGAGCUAAAUAAAUGGGUAGAAAAGUGCAAGAAACCAGCUAAAAUUAAAAAAGUGGAUGCAAUAGUUAAAAAAACUUUAAAAAAGAAAAUUAAAAAAACGAAGCCGGUAGAAAUUAAAGAGGAAACUAAAAAGGAUUUAGUAGACGAAACUACAACAGAGAGUGUAGUAAAAUCUUGGUCGGGAGAUUUUAUAUCAUUUGGCAAAGACAACCCAGUUACAGGGGAUUAUAAGUUGGACGGUGAUCAAGCUGUAGAAGCUUUAUCGGAAAUAAUCAAUAAAAUUCCCACUUCAACAACUUCAAAAGUUAUUAAAGAAAUCGAACCCAUGGAAGUGGAUGCUGCUGAGAUGGAAUUAAAAAUUACUGCAGAAAUUAAUGCAUUUGAUGAUGACAAUGCUUCGGAGAAUUCGGAUGAUUUCCUUGGCGAAUAUAAGAAUCUAACGGUGCACAAGAUAAAAGGUAAUCCAAAUAAAAAUCCCAAAAAGAAACGUAAAAAGAAUAAAAAGAAGAAACCAACAAAUUAAACUGAAAAUCUAUUUUUGUCUUUCUAUAAAAUUUUUUUCAUUUACACAUUUUAUUUUCAAAAUUAGGCCGGGACCAUGAUAUAACCAGUAAAUUGUUAUAUUAUGGGUCGGGACAGCAUUUAAUAUACAACU